CCAAUUGCUCGUGCACUGAUAAGGGGAAAUCGCUUUGUUACGGACUGUAUCCAGAUUUUACGCUGGUUACAGCCUCAAGAAAAUCCAAUACCCCAACAAAACGGCGGCAGUGGUAACACAGCGACGGCUACGGCGAGAGAUAGCCCUACCUGGAGACGCCAGGACCUGGGGCAGUCAUGGCAGCGAACAUGUACCGGGUUGGAGAUUACGUUUAUUUUGAAAACUCCUCCAGUAACCCACUGCUGAUACGGCGGAUAGAAGAGCUCAACAAGACGGCCAAUGGAAAUGUGGAGGCUAAAGUGGUGUGUUUCUACCGACGCAGGGACAUCUCCUCAACACUCAUUGCCCUGGCCGACAAACACGCACGAGAGCUGGAGGAAGAGAUGGAGAACCCAGAGUUGAACCCGGUUGACCUGCCAGAAAAACAGAAACACCAGCUAAGACACAGAGAGUUGUUCCUGUCCCGGCAGCUGGAGUCACUACCAGCUACACACAUCAGGGGGAAGUGUUGUGUUACUCUGCUAAACGAGACUGAGGCGCUAAAGUCAUAUCUAGACCGAGAGGAUGCUUUUUUCUACUCCCUGGUCUAUGACCCCCAACAGAAGACUCUUCUGGCAGAUAAAGGGGAGAUCAGAGUUGGGAACAAGUACCAGGCAGACAUUACAGACUUCCUCAGAGAGGGUGAGGAGGAUGGCAGGGAUCUGGCCAAACUGGAGGAGAAGGUGUGGGAUCCCAGCAGUCCCCUCACAGAGAAACAGAUCGACCAAUUCCUGGUUGUGGCUCGGUCAGUGGGGACCUUUGCACGGGCUCUGGACUGCAGCAGUUCUGUCCGACAGCCGAGUCUCCAUAUGAGUGCUGCUGCUGCUUCUAGAGAUAUCACCCUGUUCCAUGCAAUGGAUACCCUUGAUAAGACUGGUUACGACAUGACCCGGGCCAUCGCUGCGCUGGUUCCCCAGGGAGGCCCUGUCCUCUGCCGGGACGAGAUGGAGGAGUGGAGCGCCUCCGAGGCCAACCUGUUUGAAGAGGCUUUGGAGAAAUACGGCAAAGACUUCACAGACAUACAGCAGGACUUUCUCCCCUGGAAGACCCUGACCAGUAUUAUAGAGUACUACUACAUGUGGAAGACUACCGACAGAUAUGUCCAGCAAAAACGCUUAAAAGCUGCCGAGGCAGAGAGCAAGUUGAAGCAGGUCUACAUCCCUAACUACAACAAGCCCAACCCCAACCAGCUGAGUGGUAACAGUGUGAAGCCAGCAGGUGUGGGGGGCCUGGUGAAUGGCUCCACUACUGCACCUGGAGCCGCAGUCGGAGCCGGGGUUGUGGCUGGCGCCCCGGGGGUGGUCCCAAUUCCCCCAGGGCAGACCCCAGGACUGGGCCGUGCCUGCGAGAGCUGCUACACCACCAGCUCCUACCAGUGGUACUCGUGGGGUCCCCCCAACAUGCAGUGUCGUUUGUGUGCUUCCUGCUGGACCUACUGGAAGAAGUAUGGAGGACUGAAGAUGCCCACCAGACUAGAUGGAGCAAGGCCUGGACCUAACCGCAACAACAUGUCACCACACAGUGUUCCAAUGCGACACGGCGGGAGCCCCAAGUUUGCUGUGAAGACGAGACAGGCCUUCUACCUGCAAACCACCCAGGUGUCACGCUCGGCCCGGCGGGUCUGUCAGGACAUUAUCAGACCACGAUUCCUUGCCCGGCACCCCUACCUCCCCCUCAACACAGCUCAAAUCAAACAGGAGUGUGCACUGCGGUUGCCAGACGAGCCCAAAAAGCCCUCACCACUAAAGCCUGUUGAGAGGAAGUCUCUGGAGUCCGUGGUCCGUUAUCUAGAAGCCCACCCAUGCCCACCCAAACCCGACCCUCCUCGGGGCCAGAUGGUCACCACGGGCAGCCUAACACCCAUUAAGUCCACGGGCAACAUCCUCAACAACGGAUCGCCCACCAUCCUGGGGAAACGCACCUACGAGCAGCACAACGGCAUUGAUGGUAUAAAGCCCAAAGCCCCUCAGUGGGACAUCAUGGCCAAGAGGACAGCUGAGCCCGGCCGGACUGCCUCUGGCCAAAUGCAGCAGCAGGACGAGGUACACGAACUGGACUGAUGGAUUAUCGCAGGGACCCGCACCUUGGUUGAUUAAAUGGGAGGAGUUUCUCCAAAUCCAGAGAUGGAGUUGGGAGUGAAUUGAGUGGAGGAUGUCUGAAAGCUGCAGCAGCAGAAUCAUUGACUGGCCAUCUUCCCACCCAAUCAGCAUGAGACAGCAAAAUUGUCAAAGACCAACCAACCAAUCAUCUUUGAGUAUGGAAGGAAUGGAACUAAGGCAAAAGUCUGCCUGCCUGUACAGGACUGUUUAUUACUUAACCUUUCUUGUUAUGACUGUCUUUAAUGUAAUUAUUAUUAUUAUUAUUAUUGUUAUUUUUAAUUUUUUCCUUUUUUUUUACCAGCUAUAACCUGAAGCUUAUCAGUUUGCUAAUUAAAAAGAAACGAUGAAACCUAGUUUCAUGAGAACUGCUUGCGUUGUUGCGUGGAAAACCCCAUUUUGCGAAGGGUGACAGAAGGACUGUCUCUAUUGUAAUAUAAGCCACUUGCAUCUUCAGUUUUUUUUUACAUGUUUAUUGAAUAUGCUACAAGGAGAUGAACAUUUAGUUUCAAUUAUAUAAGUCUCUAUAACUCGUUUGUUCUUUCCGUUUCAUUUAUUUUGAAAGCUUCUAGAGGAUUUUGAUUCUGUUUUGUGAGCCGGCCAGAACCCAUUUGGCCAGAGAGGUUUAACUUAUUGAGAAAGACUGAAACAUGCUGUUUUUUCUACCUUUUUCACAAGUAAUGCAUCUCAAUUAUGUAAUUAAAAAGAUAAUUGUUUUUUUUU
This is a messenger RNA of Esox lucius (northern pike), 2858 nucleotides long. RefSeq names its product metastasis associated 1 (gene mta1). Gene Ontology annotation, cellular component: NuRD complex; nucleoplasm. The coding region runs from base 177 to 2099 and encodes 640 amino acids. Lineage: Eukaryota; Metazoa; Chordata; Actinopteri; Esociformes; Esocidae. The transcript has 18 exons. The record is from RefSeq and is a predicted model, not a curated record. Gene Ontology annotation, biological process: response to ionizing radiation; negative regulation of transcription by RNA polymerase II; double-strand break repair. Gene Ontology annotation, molecular function: transcription corepressor activity; sequence-specific DNA binding; transcription coactivator activity.